AUGCCCCCCGCGCUCAACCGGUCGUCGUCGGCAGCGGCAGCGGCGGCGAAUGCCAAGAUGUAUUCGGCGCAGGGGCCGCACGUGGUGGGGCUGGACGAGAUCGAGGCGCUCAAGGCGUCGGCCAACAACCUCUUCGUCGAGGGCAAGUUCGGCCAGGCCAUCAUCGGCUACAGCUACGCCAUCAAGCAGAUGGCGGGGCUCAUCGUGCCGUCCGCGCGCCGCGCCAGCACCAAUCUCGACAGCCCCUCCGCCGUCGCCAGCGCCGUGCGCGACGCCAAGCCCGACCCGCGCACCGCGCAGCUCGCCGCCAUCUUGUACAGCAACCGCGCUGCGGCCUACUUGAAGCUAGAGAAAUACGACAAGGCGGCGGUGGAUGCGGGGGCCGCGGCGGUGAUAGACGCGAGCAACUUCAAGGCGUGGCUGCGCAAGGCCAUGGCGCACAAGGAGCUAGGGCAGUGGUACGACUGCCACGUGGCGUGCAAGGCCGCCCUGCGCCUGGAGCCCGCCAACGAGGACGCGAGGAGCCUGUUGGAGGAGUCGCAGUUCAAAAUGGGGUCCGUGCCGCAGCACCCCGCCCCCCAGCCACAGGCAGCGCCGGCGCCACAGCCCUCGUCAAAGAGGUUCGGCUUGUUUGGCAGAAGAUGA
This is a messenger RNA of Closterium sp. Naga37s-1, 645 nucleotides long. Lineage: Eukaryota; Viridiplantae; Streptophyta; Zygnematophyceae; Desmidiales; Closteriaceae. The record is from the annotation of a GenBank genome assembly.